ACUGAUAUUUGCGUAUCAUCUUCGAUGUUGGACUAGCACUCGGAAGAAAAGUACUAGGAAACUUCUUGAGUAAGUCUAUUUAAACCUCUACGUUAUCGCAACUUCGAUCACUUAAAAUUUUUGUUUGUCCCCAAAGUAGUCCCCUCAUUGUUGAUCAACAAGACCUCAACAAUCAUGCAAAAAUCAAAAUCCAUCAGUCAGAUACAGGCCCCAACCUAUGGAAACCUGAUCACUAUUCUCAGCAUUGAUGGAGGAGGAAUUAAAGGAAUCAUUCCUGCAACUAUUCUUACAUUUCUAGAAUCAGAACUUCAGAAACUGGAUGGAGAAGAUGCGAGGCUUGCAGAUUACUUUGACGUGAUUGCCGGGACAAGCACUGGGGGUCUUGUGACUGCCAUGUUAACUGCACCAAACGAAGAAAAUCGGCCCCUCUUUGCUGCAAAGGACAUCAAGGACUUUUACAUGAAACAUUCCCCCAAGAUUUUCCCACAAUGCGGAGGACCAUUAGGCCAAGCGGCAAAGAUACUGCGAGCUAUAUCGGGGCCCCGGUAUGAUGGCAAGUACCUUCAUGAAUGGAUAUUAACAAAAGUUGAAUGA
Molecule: messenger RNA, 594 nt
Organism: Elaeis guineensis (African oil palm)
Lineage: Eukaryota; Viridiplantae; Streptophyta; Magnoliopsida; Arecales; Arecaceae
Source: RefSeq, a predicted model, not a curated record